AUGACCAAUACCAAGGAUUCCGAAUCCAAUCUGCUUAACUUUCAGAGUCAUCAAGGUGGCCAAAUGGAGCGUGAUGUCCAUUACAACCAGCAACCUUUGAUUCACUCUGACUGGUCGAUGUACAACCGCUUUUCUGGAUAUGCGCACAUCGCCACUACAGCUAUGCCGUCGUCGCGCACCGGAGCGGAUGCAGGUCUGGGCACUGAGAUGCGCUACGUUCUUCACCUCGGCCUCGAGGUCAUGUCGGCUAUGUGCUUACGAUUCGGCUAUCACUACAUCAGAAUAAACAGCUCGGCAAUAGCGACAUACCAGAACCGUUGGCUCGAGGGCAUGUAG
Parastagonospora nodorum SN15 is the source of this 336-nucleotide messenger RNA. RefSeq lists its product as hypothetical. The record is from RefSeq and is a predicted model, not a curated record. NCBI's taxonomy places the organism in Eukaryota, Fungi, Ascomycota, Dothideomycetes, Pleosporales, Phaeosphaeriaceae. The transcript is spliced from 2 exons. Bases 1 to 336 code for a protein of 111 amino acids.